This is a messenger RNA of Durio zibethinus, 762 nucleotides long. Its product is annotated as peptidyl-prolyl cis-trans isomerase FKBP15-1-like. Lineage: Eukaryota; Viridiplantae; Streptophyta; Magnoliopsida; Malvales; Malvaceae. Gene Ontology annotation, biological process: protein peptidyl-prolyl isomerization. Gene Ontology annotation, molecular function: peptidyl-prolyl cis-trans isomerase activity. The record is from RefSeq and is a predicted model, not a curated record. Gene Ontology annotation, cellular component: endoplasmic reticulum.
UUUCAGCCCAUUACAAUCGUCUCUUCACUCAUGUUUGUUUAUAAUGAUCGAAACCCUAAAAUUUAUGCAGAGAAAGUCCAGAGAUAGUGAGACAAAAUGAGUUUCGAUUGCUUGUUGAAGGUGGCUCCGAUUCUGCUUCUGCUGGUCCUUUUCACAUUUGCGUCUGCCAAGAAGUCUGCUGAUGUGACUGAGCUUCAGAUCGGCGUCAAGCAUAAGCCCAAAUCAUGCGACAUUCAAGCUCAUAAAGGUGAUAGAAUCAAAGUGCACUAUAGGGGAAAACUCACCGAUGGAACUGUUUUCGAUUCCAGUUUUGAAAGGGGUGAUCCCAUUGAGUUUGAGCUUGGUAGCGGUCAAGUAAUCAAAGGAUGGGACCAAGGGCUACUUGGGAUGUGUGUCGGUGAGAAGCGCAAGUUAAAAAUACCUGCAAAGCUUGGUUAUGGUGCACAGGGUUCGCCACCCACCAUCCCAGGUGGAGCAACACUAAUAUUUGAUACUGAGCUUGUUGCAGUCAAUGGGAAGCCAUCAAGUGGAGGGGAUACAAGCGAAGAUGAGCUAUAGUCGGUCACUAGUCAGAGAAUCAGCUGCUUUUUUUUUUUUUUUAUACGUUUGUUUUCCUUUUACAAAAGGCGAUGGCAACCUCACAGGGCUUGUGGCUGGGAUUUAGAAAAAUAUAUUCUGGUAGCUUUUUUUAAAGCAAAAUUUAUGAGAUGCUAGAAGAUAGCCAUCUCCAGUUAAUCCAAAAUUAUAUUUAAGUGACAUUUU